AUAUUCAUACCUUAGUUAUUGUCGGGAUUCGCUGUUUUACAGAUAAAGUAAUGGCCGAUUUUGAAGAGAUGGACACCAUCAACCCUAUUUUUGACCUGGUUGUCUUCCGCUCCAUCAAGGAUAUCACCUCUGGUCUUGAGACUCUCCCGGUUACAUAUGAUCUGGGUUUGGAUUUCCACCCCCACACAAAUGAUUGGGUGGGCUUGUUUUAUUCGGGAUGGAGUUCUGUGAAGGACUAUUUGGAGUAUCGAUGGGCCCCGAUGUUGCCUCACAACCUAAACACUGUUCACAGAAGGCGCAGAUCUGUCAUUUUUCAGGUUUCCAGUUUUGCCGACGUACGGGAGGAAGACACCGACUUUUGUUUCCUGUACAUCACCAGGGACAAUCACGUUGUCGGAGUAAGCAACAACUUCCGGUUUCAAUCAUUGCCUGGGUAUGAGGAUGACCUUCACUUUGACGGCCUUGAGAAGAGGGCACAGGAAGACUCAUCCUUUACCUUUCUAACCAUGGAGCCGGGAUUUGAAUGUGAUAAUCAGUGUGAUGACCAGUUCUAUUUCAUUCCAAACAGAAAAAGAGGUUUAGAGGAUUCAUUUGAAAUGUUAAACAAUGAUCCACCUCCUCAAAAGAGGCGGUCAACCAAGGAACGAGUCAUGAUUCGAACUUCUGACCCGGAUACGCUGGUCUCGCUCUCCACUGACCAAUGGCAGAAUAUCUUUCGAAUUGUGUCGGAGAAAUCCAUCGUUAAGAAGGUGAACGGUGAUUUGAUAGUUUCCCAAUCCCCGGAAGUAGAACCCAUUUUUGAUAUCAGCAAAAAGCCCCUUUCCAUCACCUGGCACCCAAGUCUGCCGUUAACAUAUGAACAUAAGCUAGCCAUUCUGCCAAGUCCUCGUAGCGUCUUCAGUGUUCUAAGCCGGAACUCCAUGUCGUGUGCCGCAUGCGCCAUGGGGAAAUCUCUCAUUCAGGACUUAAUAGUGCAACACACUAAAAGUGAAAAAAGCAUUAGAAAAAUGUCUGAGCAGAUUAAAGUCUUGAAAGAGGAGGUAGAGGACCUACAGUUACGUCAAAGGCUUCAGAAGACCCUGGCAGAGUAUGAGGCAGGCCGUCAGAACAUGUAUCACCUGGAGGAACUGUUUGUCCAGAAUCAGGAACUGGAGGAAAAAAUCAGGACUAUGGAGUUUCAGAUGGAGAGCCUGAGAGCGGAGAAUGCAGAGGUCAAAGAUCAUCAGGUUAGCCGUGAUGAGGAGAACUCUCGUGAUCAGGAAGUUCUAAAGCUCCUGAAAGAGGGAUUCCAGGGGGUGUUGGAGAUUAAUGGUCGUACAUUGAAAAUCAAGGUCGAGGAUACCAAAGACGUCAGCUCCCACGAGGAAUGGAAAAUGUAUAUACCCAAGCGAAUGGAGCGCAUGCGCAAAACAAUCAACAAGCAAAGCAUCACAAUCACCUCCCUGACAAACACCGUGAUAAGACAAAGGGAUCGAAUGUCCAACCAGUCACAGCGCAUGCUCGAUAUCAAGAAAAAUCUGAAGGUGGUUACACAGAUGAAAGAGGAAACGGACACAAAAUUAGUGGAGGUCACCCAGAGAAUUCGCUCAUUGCUGAAGGACCGCGCCAAAUGUUUCACUAAUGAAUGGCGCCAAUUUGCACGCAAACUGACAACAGGUCCACUUCAAGAAAAGGAACCAAAGAACCGCGUCUUAACUUCCUUGAUGCGCUCCCCACCUAAUCAAGAUAUCACGUCCCGGAAAUCGCGGAAACCAGAGAGAAAGUGCGAGACGUGUGGUAUUGCGUUCAGUUCCGCCGUAGAUCCUCGCGUCAUAGAGGAACACCUUGCUUUCCACGUCACUUAUCAGAAAAAGCGUGACUGAGUCCCGGAGAAUACUGCUCUCAAUGGUUACCCUGGCUACGAUACUAGACUGUUAUUCUUCGUUGUUUCCUAUGUCAAUUUUUAAUUCCUUUUUAUUUUUUUUUUCCAUUUUUGUAUGUUGCAUGAUGAAUAAAAAAAGUGCUUUGAUAUUUAUAA
Saccostrea echinata is the source of this 2017-nucleotide messenger RNA. RefSeq names its product tax1-binding protein 1 homolog B-like. Lineage: Eukaryota; Metazoa; Mollusca; Bivalvia; Ostreida; Ostreidae. The transcript has 11 exons. The record is from RefSeq and is a predicted model, not a curated record. The coding region runs from base 51 to 1862 and encodes 603 amino acids.